Babesia ovata is the source of this 1062-nucleotide messenger RNA. RefSeq lists its product as uncharacterized. Gene Ontology annotation, molecular function: hydrolase activity, acting on ester bonds. The coding region runs from base 1 to 1062 and encodes 353 amino acids. The transcript has 4 exons. The record is from RefSeq and is a predicted model, not a curated record. NCBI's taxonomy places the organism in Eukaryota, Apicomplexa, Aconoidasida, Piroplasmida, Babesiidae.
AUGGAGCGCCUGAGGCGCCUCAAAGUCAUUCUAAGGGGACAUGAUCUCGUUGACUACACAUGGUGGGCAGGAGAGGUUAUAAAACGCAUUCCGGAGUCCGCUCGGCUGCAUAAGCAGCCACAAAAGGACAACACAUGUGUCACAUUCGACUCAAGCUGCCCGGAUGGCAUGUGUUUGAUCGAAGGAUCGAAAUACUUCUUCGCAUUCCUGAUGAAAAGCGGUUACGCUAUAACAUCGAACCCAACCAAGUUUGAUCUACCACCCUUCCGGUACCCGAAAAAUGUAACCUUCACACCGGCAGACGCCCUCAAGUACCUUAUGGUGCUUUUAGCUGACAUGCACUACCCAUUCAACCUCGAUUUGGACGAACCAUACAGUGUCGCUCAUAAGAAAGUUGACGUUUCGGCCUACCCCAUGUGGGAGUCCCUUUGCAUGGAGAAGCUAGGACAUGCGCAACCCACACUUGAGGAGUUCAUCUCAAUCGUUUUCAUGCCACAUUACAUACAUAAGAACGAGGACUCGUGGUAUGGCGCCUGGACCAACGUCGAGGUCCUUGGUUCGCGUUACAAGGUCGAACAAGAGUCGUUCAACCGCAACACCUGGGACAACUUCGAAAUUUGGGCGACCGAAACGGCGAACCUUAACUGCGCAAUGAUUAUCACCAGGAACGACUACAAGGACGAUCCCAACAAGAUCAUCCUGUCCGAUUCGUUGAUGGAAAGGCUGGGACUGCUCGUUAGGUUCCAGAUCGUCCUUGCGGGCGCCCGUAUCGCGAUUGUGAUGAACUAUAUCCUCUCUCACAGGGAAAUUGCAUACUGCGCAAAGACAGGGCUGCUUAUUGAGAAAAACCCCAACGACAGGUGGAGCAUGGACGACAUCUGGUUCAGCGCUCUCAUCCUGGCAUUUUGCGGGAUAUGUGCCGCCGGAGCAUACGUUCUCUUCCUGGUUGUCAGAUCAAUCUACAAGAGGAACUUCAAGACACACGUCGACCAGGCCCUGCAAGGCUGGAGGGACCGCCGCAAGAAGAAGUACACGCCUCAUCUCGACCUCCACGACGACUAA